Messenger RNA from Pelagomonas calceolata, 1331 nucleotides. The record is from the annotation of a GenBank genome assembly. NCBI's taxonomy places the organism in Eukaryota, Pelagophyceae, Pelagomonadales, Pelagomonadaceae.
AGCUAUUGGCCCACGGCUGCGCUUGCGAAGCCAAGCGGUGGGUUUCCACUUGCGGCAUCGAUUCCUGGCUCUCACAGCGAGCCGCCUUUGACUCCUGUAACCUCGCAGAGCCAAAAUACCUGCAGUCAUGCGCUGUGCAGCUCUGCUGGCGCUGUGCUCCGCAGCGCAGGCCUGGAGCAUCAAGGAAAGAGGCGCCGGCAUUGAUAGCGUGGAGACAACCUUCCAGACGCGCCUGAAAGGCGGCGGCAAGGGCGUCACGCUGACGUAUGUCCUCGCGGCGUGCGGCGACGAGGUCGGCGAGCUGGAAGAGGACGUGCGCGAGGACGAGGGCGCCAAGUACCUCGACGCCACGGAGCUGCACGCCGCGGCCUUCGGCGGGCGCGCGGACUGCUGCGAGAAGCUGGUGGCGCGCGGCGACGCCGUCGAUGUCAAAUUAAACACGACGAACUGGACUCCGAUGCACGUGGCCGCGCAGGGGGGCAACGCCGCCGUCGUCGAGUACCUGCUCGGCCAGGGCGCGGACCCGAACGCCGCGGGCGUCGACCCCACGCCCGACCGGCCGCCGAACCAGGUCGGCCCGGCCCCGGACGGCUUCACGGCCCUGCACGCGGCCGUGCGGGCCGGGAGCUGUGUGGAAAUCAACCAGUGUGUCGGGUCUUCACUAAGUCAUUUCUCGGCGACGACGUGGCCGCGCUGGCUCCGUCGAGCGGUGAGGAACCGACAUCGCCACGCCAUCGAGCAGGCGUCGCGUCGAUGGCGUGGAGGACGACGCGAUAAUUCAGCACGAACGCGCCGUAAAAUUUGAUUAUCACACAGGCCGGGAGCCUCGCGACGGUCCGGCUGCUCCUGGACGCCGGCGCGGACUUGGAGGCCGAGUCCGACGAAAAGUCGCCCCUCUUCGUCGCGGUGCGCCAGAAGCGCUGCGACAUCGCCGCGGCGCUGCUCGAGAAGGGCGCCGACGCGGGCCACUGCGUCGCGAGCGCCGGGCUGUGCCCGAUCCACGCGGCGACGUCGCCGGACCGGCUUGCGUGCCUGACCGCGCUCCUCGCGCACGGCGCCGACCCGAACGCCUUCGACGCGUACGGCACGACGCCGCUCCGCGUCGCGGCGAUCAAGGGCGACGAGAUGGGCAUCAUCAACAAGGACAUCAUCGAGGCCCUCAUCAAGGCCGGAGCCAAUGCGAAGAUGGAUGAGCAGUACACGCAGUGGCUCAAGGACCACCCGGAGGCCCAGAGCCCCGCGCCGCCGGAGAUGGCCGGGGACUCGGAGGAGCUUUGAUUGGGCCGCACCUGUGUAAUAAGUGACUUGUGCUAGCCUGAGAAUACGGAAAA